AUGGAAGUACAAAACCCAGAAGAACUUAUGAAAGUGUUACUCGAUAAUCCGUCGGCUAGAAGCCAGUUGAAUUCCUUUGUUGAGCAAGCAAUUGCGAAAAGUCACGUAAGUUAAGUGUGUUGUUUUUGUUGCGGGUUUGCUUGAUAAUUAAUUAAGUGGUUUCAUGACAACACUUAAUUGACAAAAAAUUCUUCCCUUUUGUUUUCCUCUAGUCACCUGCACCGUCAAAAGUUGUACCACUGGUAAGUAAAAGCCAAAUGUUACAAUUUACUUAAACGCUAGCUUUUGGGGGAAAAAACUAUAUACUAGGACAUUUGUUGACGUCAGCUGCAUCUUUCAGAUGUAUAUUUCGACGGGACAUUUUACUUGAUUUUCACGCUAUGUAGUGUAUGGCCAAUCCACUUUUAAUAUAUCCUGUGAGCUACUUUUUUAAAAUAAACUCUGUAACUGAUCUGACUCAGUUGGGGGCACAAAUUUGAGCGCUUUUUGGAGCCGGGUAGGGCACUAAAAUCACUUGUUCAAAGUUCGGUCCUCUACAGUCUGCAACUGAAGUCCUUCUGUCAUUAUUUCAUAGAUUAAAAAAUGUUAUGAACUGAAAACCUUGUAUGACACAAACCCGGGGGGGGGGUACUUUAAGAAUUUCUGGGUGGGGAUGUGCCGCUGGGACCCUGGAACCCUUAACCUAUACCAGAGCUAGUUCAGCUGAAUUUUGCUACCCUAUACUAGAGUAAACUCCCCAAAUCCCCCUAUCCUAGAGUAGCUGUUUACCUAGUCUAGAUAAAAUCUUCAACCAACUGCUCAGUUUCCUGAAAAAUGAUACCCUAUUCUAGACCCAAACGCUCUGAUUUAUAUACUCUAUCCUAGAGUAAACUGCUUGAAAACCAUACCCUUCCCGGCGGCACAUACCUAUAUAGCCCAUAUAUGGCAGUACCCCCCCCCCCCGGGGACACAAAGAACUACAGUACAUACACAUUUUCAAAUUUACAUACAAAAAUCCAAUUAAUAAAUAAUUCAAUAAUUUGUGACAAAAUAAAUCUAUAAAACUCAUUAACCCUCGGACGUACAAUGGCGGGGAGUUGGAUGCCAGCCCCCUGCCCAUAAGGUUUUCUCCCAGAGGAUCUUUUCAGUAGCUAUUCGUUCAUCCCUCGCACAUAUUUUGAGUCAAGUUUAAUUUUUUGGUCAUGGUCCAUUUCUAUGGUUACGAGAUAUGACAUCAAGUAAGAGGUGGUCAAGCCAUUUUUGAGUGAAAGUACAUUUUUUUUUUCCAACUUUUUCAAAAAUAACUAAAUCUUGUGGCCAAAAUCAUACAAAGUGCUUAAUUGUGUGUUAUUUUUCAUCUGAAGCACAAAAAAAUCACCAUUUCUCACGAUUUUAACCUGAUUUCUAAUCCUUGGUAAAAUCCAAGAUUGCAACCAAGAUGGCAACCAUUGUUGGUGACGUCACAGGCCCCCAGCAGCACCACCACCCAUAAAAUAUACCUCAUCUUGUAGAGAAGAUGAAAGGCUUUCCACCAAAGGUAAAAUAUCGUUUCAAAAUACUGCAACGUAUCAAAAACUCUGGGGAUGGGUUCCAUCCACCCAGUCCCCCCCCCCCUUGUACCAUGGUGGGGGUAUGAAUUUGCUUGUACGUCCGAGGGUUAAUAUAAUAUCUUAUAUUCAUAUCAUUAUAAAAUGUAAUGAAACCAUAAAAAAUACUACCCUAAUUGCUUCAAAAAUAAUAAUAAAAAAGAUGAACAAGGUGCAUUUUUAUUUCAUAUAUUGGGUUUUGAGGCAAAUCUGAAUAAUAGGGAAAACAUAAUCUACCUAUAGAUCCACAUAUCGCAAAAAAUAUAUUAACCAUUUAAUUGACUCAGUGAUAUUUCCUUCCACUUAUAAUGAGCACAACAUAUAUUAAAUUAUGUGGCGGAGAUUUGUAAGACAGUGAGACCCUUCCAUAUUACAUGUUGACUUAAUUACAAUUCAACAGAUAUGCUCUUGUUGAAAUAUUUCACAGGACAUUAUACGAGAUGCAUUUGAAUUUGAAUUCAAGGAUCAAAUUAAUCCAGGAGAAGGUAUAAUUAGACAACCUUAUUCUUCCUAUAAUUUAUUACCAGUAGAUAUAGUGGGAGGAAAUCAAAUGUAUAAUUGAAUCCUGAAAGAAUAUUUGCAUCUUAAAUGUUAGUUAAGAAGUCGGAUGUAUUGUAUGUGUUUAGUUUGAAAAUUGAAGUUGGGAACACGUAUUGUCCAUAUAUUAAAUUUAAUUUAUUAUCAGUUGAUGUUACUCGAGUGGGGUGUAUUGACUGUUUUAAAUUCUAUUUGUGCUAACGGCAAUAAUUUAAAAUUCGUAACAGUGCCUUGGUCAGAUGUUCAAGACUCUGUGAGAACUGAGAUGGUCGAGUAUGUAAGAGAGAUGAUGUCAUCAAGUGGUGUGUCAUUACCAACAAGAAGCAUUAUUGGAAAAAGGAUUAAAAGAUAUUAUAGGAGUCAAAGACACCAAGCUCAAAUUAAGGCAGACAAGGAGAAAAGAAGGAGACAGCGGUUUCUUAACAAAAGGAACCGCUUAACAAUGGUAGGAUUAUACUAUAUUUUUUACUUUCAUACUCAAAUGGCUUAGAUGAGGGAAAGUGAAUGGAGGGAUAUCGAGGUAGGGUGUUCAUGCCAGGACAAGUGAGGGACAGGAUUAAUGUAUUCUCCACUGCCUGGUUGUUUACAGCUGGCAGAUUAAGAUAAUUAACGAGGGAUUAGUGAGAAAUUAAAUUUGAAUGAAUUCACAUAAAUAAAUGUAAGCUUAUUAAAGUGCCUAGCACAUGUACUUGUGUACACUACGUGUGCUUGCGAAUUGACUAAUGAUUGUUGCAUCACUUGCAUGUGCAUUAAUUCACGUGAUUACUGACAUCAGAUGGACCAGGGCCUUUGUGGUGUCACAUUCCAUGCAUUUCAAAGGACACAUCCUAAGAAUGUGGAUAGAUUCUGGAAAAACCUCGCUAUACAGUUACUGAAGUGCCACUGACCAGUUGUUAUUAUUGUAUCAUUAUUUAUAACUAUUAUAAUUAUUUGUUAACAAACCGCUGUUCCUUUCUUUCCACAAUGGCUUCAAUUAAUCAAUGUCUCAUAAAUGUACCAAAAUGUUAACUUCCAGGAAAAGAGAGACAGGGAAGUAAGGAAAGCAUUGGAAAGGGAGGAGUUGAGCAGUGAAGAGAUAAAGGAGCUGAGAAGUACGAUUGCCCCAGUGGAAGCAAAGGAAGUGGUAGUUUACGAUUCUGAGGAUGAGGAUGCACGCUCUGACCUUCUCCUGAAACGCAAGAUCAGUUUGGAGAGAGGCAGGAAAACAGCCAGGGAAAAUCAACGCAGGGGAAGUCGCCUGCUGGCUCUUCUUAGUGGUAAUAAGGCACCCAGUCAGCAAGUGUCUGUCAAAGACCUGAUGGAGCUGGCAAAAGAGAAUGUUCCACUGCCAGCAGCUAAGGCUCCAUCAGCUAGUCUGACCCCUCUGAGGUGCUGUACAACAUCUACUGCUGAUGCAGCCUUACGUGCACAACAAAAGAGGGGCAGGCUAGCAUUAACUAGAAAGCCUCAAACAAGCAUAGGUAAGUUAUCUUUGGGCCCAUCAAGUGAACGCAGCAACCUCAUGGUGGCUGCUGGGGCACUGCGC
Porites lobata is the source of this 3627-nucleotide messenger RNA. NCBI's taxonomy places the organism in Eukaryota, Metazoa, Cnidaria, Anthozoa, Scleractinia, Poritidae. The record is from the annotation of a GenBank genome assembly.